CAUUCUGUCACGUAACGGCAUGCUUCUUUCGUCUUUCCUGACACGCGCGUUUCGACUCGAUCCUGUUGCGCGAAAUCGCGCUUUGAUUCCCCAUGAUACGUUCUUUCGCAGAGAAGCUACUCGCAAGAGCCGAGGGAACGCGACAAAGUUACCAAAGCCCGUCUCCGAAGUCUGGCAAGUUCCCCGUUAUAACGAACUACCUUUCCAGUUGCCUACGACUCAUCGACUCGCGGCGAUGUCUUUAUCGUCUAUCGUCUCUCGGAUGUUUCGAGCUCGCGCGAAAUUACGAGCGACCGGGUAAAGUAGAAGCGUCGCGCUUCAGCCGGUAACUGCCAUCGGAGAAUCGACUUUUCUCUCGCUUCCUCGACGUUCCGACGCGUAGAACGAAAAUUGGCGAAUCGCGAAAGCUCGAAGAACGUCGAGAUACCAUGGAAUUCGCCAGGAACGCGCCAAACUCUCUAGUUUCACGCGUGGCGUCGGCGGCGUACGGAUGUCGACGAGCCUGCAGCCAUUUGUCCUCCGCAUCCCCCGGUAAUUUCGACGACAGUCGGACCGUGUCAACCUCGCAAUUCGAAUACCCAACGCCGCUAUCACGGUUCGUAUCGUAAUCGAGGAAACGAAUAAUCGAGGAAACGUUAAACAGGAAAAAGACAAGGCUGAUUCGUUUAUCGUUAACUUCUAAUUAGUCGCUUUCGCGCGUAUUCCCGCAGCGGACUUGCAUUUUUCCUUCGAACGAAUCUUCUUUUUCACCUACUUUUUCUCUUUAACGAUUAUCGCCGCGUAUAACGUUCGAUUUAUCUGUAAAUUCAACGGAUUAAACCGUCGAUGAUUACAGCUUCUCCGUAAUUGCUCGUAAUCGUUGGAAAUUUAUGCUCGCGUAUAGAGAUACGCGGACACCAAUUAUAGCGGAAAACGGCGUCGCUCGGAUCGUAGCUGUUGUAUUCGCGCAACAUCUAGUUCGCUCGUAAACGUCUAGAAAUUCGCAUAACUGCGCGAAAUCGUUGACUACGACAGCGAUUUUCGACCGUGAAACACGACUCGCGAGUGUGUCGACGAGCUGGAAGGGUUCGUUCGAUGCGACUUCACGGAUAAUUUGUUGGUUUUGAAACGGUUUGCCGGUCUCCGUGGCAUCGUAUUUGCGAAACUCGUACGAAACUCUGCGAGUUUCACGGGGUGACGUUGCCUCCGUUUAAUUUUCCCACGGAACGCGACGUUGUCCGAUAAAACGUAGCUUCUUCGCAGAAUUAUUCCUCCCGAUGGUUAUUAACGUAAAUAGUUUUCGACGAGUUUGCCGUGCAAAUUCGAACGAAGCGUCGAUAAGGCAUUUUCAAAGACCCGCUUGCUUUGUUUAAAAGCAGAGACGAAAGCAAGCUUUUGCGAGCGAAGAGAAAAUCGCGAUAAAUUGACAAAGUUUGGAAUUCACGGAAGCAACUCCACCUCCUCCCCAAUUACUGGAAUUUACCCAAUAGUACCACAAACGGUCUUCAGUUUCUUAAGCGCGUUGUUUCGCGGAUAAAAAGUUAUAGGAAAACGGUUGUUCGAUGGAUCCGGAGGCAAGAAGCCGCUACGGAGAGAGACAACCCGCCCUUAAACUCUAUCGAAAAAGGGCGUAUCUGGCGCUGUUCGACGUUGCAAAGUUUCGUAAGAAGAUAACGACGGAAGCUAGUGGAAGAUGGAUCGAAUCGAUCGAUCACGGAAUCGCGGCGAUCCGAGUACUCUACUCGGAUGUCGGAUAGCCGAGCGACGCGCACCACCACUACACGUGGCCUACUCGAAGAAGCAUGUGCAGAACCAGUAUGCAGGGUGUUUGGCGAAUUUCAACCGGCACGGCGCAGUGGCAGCAGCGGCAGCGGCUGUAUGCGCGUUCUCUGCUUCCUCCUGGCGUGGGUUAAUCGGGCUUGCGGCGUCGUCGCCGCUGCUUCCAGCGCUGCUGCCGCCGUGUCUCGCGGACGUUGCUGCGGAUGAACGUUCGCCGUCGUGCGUCUGCGUGGUUCGCCCGCUGCUCGCCACGAGAUCGGGAACGCGAUUUCGAAAGACGGUGCACGGUGAACGCGGCGAGUUCCGUCAGUCGGUUCCUCGACCAUCUACCACGAGGGCCGUUUGCUUCGCUGGUUGCAGUGGUUGGAUCGCGCGACUCGAGCUUCGAGAACGGCGACGCGCUAUCGUCGGAUCGAGUCAUCCUAGAGGAAUUAUCGGAAGGAGGAAGAGGACCGACGUAGCAGCAUCGAGCAGAUGAGUAUCCCAUUGACGAGACGAGGGAGAACCUGACGAUCCACGUUUGUCUGCAUGAUAGCGAAUCGAGCCAAGUAUUUGUAAACAGGACGUAAGGGGUGAGCGGUCAGACCGUAUCAGAAUUUGGACAUAGAACGGAACUGAAGCCGCCGUAACCGCGCUGACUAGAUCGACGAACAGAGAGCUAUAGACAUCGAUAAGUCGGGGGAUUAUCGGAAGAGAAGCAGGAAACAGACGAGAGAGAAAAACCGGCCGUAGCACACAGCUGUUUAGCACGAAGCCGAGAAUCUCCGACCGUCUUUAGAGCGUACAAUCCUCGAUAACAAAGAGCGCACCAUACUCGCUUUGCGUUGCCUUUUCUCGUUUUCGUCUUUUCUCAGCGAAGACGCAUCGAUCAAGGCUCGUAAAAGCGGACGACUCUUGGCACGAAAGCCCUUCGAUGCAGCUUUAUUCAUUUCGUUCGCACUUUUCGUCCGCCUUAUCUCUCGCUCUGUAUCUGUCUCUGUCUGUCUGUCUGUCUGUCUGUCUGUCUCUCUCUCCCUCUCUCUCUCUCUCUUGCUUCUUUCCGUUACACGCGGUCACGCGCCUCGUCUUCUUUUCGUUCGCUUCGUCCUCCCACCGCGAUUGCAUCAACCACCUGCCUCCUUGCUACUCUGCCGGCUUUUUCGCGCGAUACUCUCUUUCUCGUUCGUUUUUUCCACCUCGCCUUCGUCAAAACGAUUCGAUCGUUUUUUUUAUCCUUUGUAUUUUCAUUCUUCGCUGUUUCAUCUUCCUUUCGGGAGUUGCCCGUUCUUUCCUCGUCCAAGAAGAAAAGAAGGUCCAUUGGAAUCGCGGUCACCACGAAAUACCAGCUCUCUCGCGUUCCGCUCCACCUACGAUCGAGUUGUCCGGCUUUUCAUCGCGCCGAGACCAACGAAAAGGAGACGAAAUUCGCUCUCUGUCGCGGAACACAGGCGACGCGUCAUUCUCCUUUUUCGUUCGCGCAGGAUGCAUCGUUUCUGCUCCGGAUGUUGCCACAUCGCGAUGCCGACGAGACCACGACCAAAGUUUCGACGAGACGUCGAUGGACAGCUGUCCGUUGGCAGCGAUCAUCGAGGCAAGGCCAGGCGAUUUGUCCAAGGAUGGCAACGAGAUGGAAGUGACAUCGCUGGAAGAGGCAAAGUCGGUAAUAGCUGCGCUUCGAGCGAGGCAAAGAGCACAGGCGCAUCAAAUGCUCGCCUGGCGAAGGACCCUGAAAUUGCAGGAGGACCUCGUGGCACGGCUGACAAGGGAGAAGGCAGAGCAGCUACGGACAUUGUCCUCGCAGCUGUUGCUGUUCGAAUCGAGGCUUUGUCGAAAACAGAAGGAGAUCGAGGCUAGUCUGGCGCAACGAGAGUCCAUUAUUCUCAGACAACAGAGGGUGAUUCGUCAAUUGCAGAGCAGAUUGGCGGAAAGAAGUACCGGGACGAGAGAUUCGCCACCUUGCGACGCUCUGGAUAGAUUGGACAGUCUCGGAGACAGCGACAGCGCCGUUGUUCUCGAGGAGGCGGCGGACGACCUAGCGCCACCGAGGUUUCGCUCGAACAUCACCGAUGUGACGGUGAUCCGAUCGGUUUCGGACGCGGUCGAACCGUCGAGCAAGUACUCGUCGAUGCGACGAUGCAACGGUUUCCUGAGGAGACCGGAGAUCUUGGAGACCGUUUACUCGGUGGAGGAGGACGGAGACAGCGAAAACAAUCAGGACCCGUCCGAAUCGACGGAAAACUCGGAAUGCGAGGAGAGACGGGCAAAGAACUUGGGAAACGGAAAGGGCAGACUUCAGGAUUUGUACGGCAGCUUCGAGAGACUCGCUCAAGAGGCAGACUCCCCGCCCAACGAGAGACCAAGGGACGAAAGUCAGCAGGCGCAGGUCACGUACAACAGGGUAAUGAGCAAUCACCGAUCAGUGACGAAGCCAAAAGACGUUAAGUACAAGAGGAUAAACAAGGCGAAGUCGAAAAGCCUGGAAGAACUAAGGGGACGACUGAGAAAUUGGGUGGAGAAAGGGAACAAAAUCGCUAUAUCGUUGGAUCAAUCUUACGCCUGAAUCUCUACUUUCUGAAAGUAUAUUAUAGAAAUUGUUGGAAACGGCGAUCGAGAUCGAUCGAUCGUUCGUCGUCGUGCGCGCGGCAACCUCGACCGUCAACGAUAUGGUGGACGUCGACGCGAUCGAUCGCCGUUGUAUAUUUAAUUAAAUUUCUCAUCGCUCCAUGUGAUAUUUACCGUAGUGUCUCGAGAAUUAAUUAGAAACUUUACGCACCGCGGAAUACGUUGCGCGUGGACAAUUUUAACAUUUGUGAUAUAUAUAAUGAUUUUAUGAUAAUGCAACCACGUUGUCUAGUGAUAAUUAUCGUCGUCGCGAUCGCGGAACGGUAAGAGAAGUAACGCUAAUGGAGGAGAACGAGACAAGAUAAUCGAGAAUAUUUGCUAAUCGCGUAAACGUAACUUGUACUAUGGCAAUCUCGCGUUGCCAAAUUCUCUGGCGUACAAUCUGCAUCGUAAAUCGAAAUUGCCUUUCUCACCGCGAACGAAACUAAACGCGCGCCCGAUAUAACCGAGUCGUAGCUUCCUUCCUUCCUUUCCACGCGUUCGCCAAAUCGUCAAUUACGACCACCGUGCUAUAUCCAUCAACUGACGCAACGUUUGAUCUUCCUCGAAAAAGAGAAGAGCAUACGCGCGAUCGCAUUGUCCAACGGACCUGAGCUCGAUUUUUUUAUCUAUAAAAAUUGCUUAAACGCCGGUCACACGCUAUAUGUGGCUCUGUCGCGUCAUACUCCCUUAUCUGCCUGUAUAUCUUCGCCUAUACGCAAAAAGAACAAACGGAAUAAAAGCUUUCAACGCAUCAUACGCGAAACUCGUACGAUAUUCUCGAGCAUCUUACGAGUUACGAUAUCUUCUUUCUUAUGUCGUUCAACGAACAUCCUACAUUUUAUUCAGUAUCGACAAAUGUGCCACUCUAUCUACUUUUCUAUUAAGAUUUCGUAGGGCGAACUUGCUCAUCGAUUCUAUCGCCAGGCUGAUCGAAACAACCGACACUGUGUACCGUAGCGAAAAGAGACGCGAUUCGAGUUAACGCGCUUACCGUACUCGUAAAUAUCGAAAAUUAUUAUCGAGAGGUAAUACUAUAUGAAAUAUGUGUAUACUGAACGAUAAAAGCUUCAAAAAAAUCACGGUACUUAAAGUAUCGAUGAAAAUAUCUUAACUCGACCACUAUAUUCUGUUACCGCAAUUGUUUCGAUCAGUCUGGCUAGUGAAUUUCUUUAGAUAAUCUUCAAGAUUAUCUGAUUUAAUCGACCGAAGAUAAUCAAUAUCUAUAUACGUAUAUGUGAUGCAUUUAUCGAAUCUAAUGCAGCACGAAUUAUUUUUCGAGAUUUACGAAUGUCUUUUCGAUGCGAUUAAAAAAUGUUCGUAAGACACGAGUUACAUUGUAGCAUAAUAUUUUUCGAUCGUUCUUUACGCCGUACCAACGACACGAACUCGACACUUUAUUUAUUUAUCGACCAUGUAUGUGCGGCCGUCGUCUAACCUUUCUGUCUCAUUUUAUUCAAAUGAGAAAACUAUUCUUGCGGGUACCUGUGUAAUGUUAAAAAAUACAUAGAAACGUUUUCUAUUUCGCGUUCCGUUCGAGGCGAAUUUAUAUUUAACCGGUGCGUUCUCGAACGGGAUAAGGGUACAAGAAAACUAUCGACAAUCCCCAAUUUUGAAAAAAAAAAAAAAAAAACGCAAAACAUAUUCUAUUA
Molecule: messenger RNA, 5990 nt
Organism: Bombus impatiens (common eastern bumble bee)
Lineage: Eukaryota; Metazoa; Arthropoda; Insecta; Hymenoptera; Apidae
Exons: 5
Coding region: 2672-4297 (541 amino acids)
Source: RefSeq, a predicted model, not a curated record